Messenger RNA from Asparagus officinalis (garden asparagus), 699 nucleotides. Its product is annotated as phosphatidylinositol:ceramide inositolphosphotransferase-like. Gene Ontology annotation, molecular function: inositol phosphoceramide synthase activity; sphingomyelin synthase activity; ceramide cholinephosphotransferase activity. NCBI's taxonomy places the organism in Eukaryota, Viridiplantae, Streptophyta, Magnoliopsida, Asparagales, Asparagaceae. The transcript is spliced from 8 exons. Gene Ontology annotation, biological process: ceramide biosynthetic process. The record is from RefSeq and is a predicted model, not a curated record. Gene Ontology annotation, cellular component: trans-Golgi network; Golgi membrane; endoplasmic reticulum membrane. The coding region runs from base 1 to 699 and encodes 232 amino acids.
AUGAGACAGAAGAAUUCUAUUGGCAAAUAUACAGAUGAUUUAUGGAGGAAGAUUGCAACAGAGACUGCUCUAGAGGUGCAGAUUCUUUUGGAAAAGUGGCAGCUUUUGCUCUUAGGGCUUAUUUUCCAGUAUAUUCAUGGGUUGGCAGCUCGAGGAGUUCACUAUUUACAUCGACCUGGACCUGUUCUCCAAGAUCUUGGGUUCAUGAUCCUUCCGGUUAGGCUGAGAUUGUUUUCAUUCAGUUUUCCAAAUGUUUAUGACAUGAUGUUCCGUCAAUUUCUUCUGCAGUGGACAUUUCACCCUUUCAUUUUCCACAGUAAACGCUUCUAUACAGUUCUAAUAUGGCGGAGGAUGCUGGCUUUUUUAGUUGCCUCACAAAUGUUACGGAUUGUUACAUUCUAUUCUACUCAACUUCCUGGGCCUAACUAUCACUGUCGUGAGGGUUCCGAACUUACCACAUUGCCCCCUCCUGAUAGCGUGUGGGAAUUGCUUCUAAUUAACUUUCCUCAAGGAGUCAUUUAUGGUUGUGGUGAUCUGAUAUUUUCAUCCCACAUGAUAUUCACUCUGGUGUUUGUGCGUUCUUACCUGGCUGUGUGCAGGUGUAUCAAGGCUCUUGCUUGGUUGAUGGCCAUUCUUCAAAGUCUGCUUAUAAUCGCUUCUCGCAAGCAUUACUCAGUUGAUGUUGUUGUUGCAUGGUAG